AUCAAAUGCAGUGAAGCCACUAAGCAAGCAUAAAAAACACAAGUCGGUCGAUUUAGUAAUAGAUUUGACCUUCCUUCUUCCCCGCAUAUAAACAAUGGCAGCUGGUGUCACAAGGAAGAUCUCAGCUGCAUCAGCUAGGUCACACACCAGGAAAUCCAAACCCACUUCUUCAUCAGUUCUUCCAAAAGGGAUUUUCAAGAAAUUACUGCUUAUCUUCUUUAUGGGAUUCUUGGCAUGGGCUUUCAAAGCAUUUCGUCCACCACCUCCAAAAAUAUGUGGAUCUCCAAAUGGUCCUCCAAUUACAUCACCAAGAAUAAAGCUUCGUGAUGGAAGGCAUUUGUCAUAUAUGGAACAUGGUGUCCCAAAAGAAACAGCCAAAUAUAAAAUAAUAGUCAUCCAUGGUUUUGAUGGUUGCAAACUUCAUAAUCUUUUCAAUAGAGCCUCUCAGGCUCUUAUUCAAGAGUUAGGGGUGUACACAGUUUCGUUUGAUCGACCUGGUUAUGGAGAGAGUGAUCCACACCCUGAGAGAACUUUAAAAAGUUUAGCUUUGGAUAUAGAGGAGCUCGCUGAUCAACUACAACUCGGAUCCAAAUUCUAUUUAGCUGGAUUGUCUAUGGGUGGAAAUUUGGUUUGGCCUUGUCUCAAGUACAUCCCUCACAGGCUAGCGGGAGCAACUCUUAUUUCACCGGUGGUUAAUCACUGGUGGCCUUCAUUCCCUUCAAACUUAUCAAAUGAAGUAUAUUAUGAAAUGUUUAAGCCUGACCAAUGGUCUCUACGUGUUGCUCACCAUCUCCCAUGGCUGACAUAUUGGUGGAACACUCAAAAAUGGUUUCCUAGUUCUUCUGUUGCUUCUCAAUCCCUUGAUAUGUUCUCUCCCCCUGACAUGGAAGUUCUAUCAAAGUUUACUCCUCCCACUGAACAAGAAAAGACAUUGCCAAGACAACAAGGAGAAUAUGAGUCUCUUCAUCGAGAUUUAAUGAUUGGAUUUGGGAAAUGGGAAUUUGAUCCAAUGGAACUUGAGAAUCCAUUCCCAAAUAACGAAGGAUCCGUUCAUUUAUGGAUGGGUGAUGAUGACCGUUUUGUCCCUGUAAAAUCUCAACGUUAUAUUGCCAAACAACUCCCGUGGAUCAAAUACCACGAGGUAACACGUGCGGGCCACCUAUUUUCUUUGGCUGAUGGGAUGACCGAUACCAUCCUCAAAACACUUGUAAAUGUAAAAGAUUAGUUUCACAUCUUGGUUUUGAGGUUUCAGCUGAUGGGAUAUUUCCCAUCAACUGAUAUCAGCUGAUAGGAAGGUUUUCCUUCCUAUCAGCUGAUAUUCUUCAUUUUCCCUUUUUAUGUUGGUCGCUUAAAAGUUGAGGUUUUGGUUUUUACGGACUUUAGGGUGGAUGAGCGACUUUCGGAUGUUGUGUUGUAUUUUAUUUUGUUAUUUAUUUGCUUGGUGGGUUAAUUUACAUAUUGUGUAACUAUAUCUUCUUGGAUAUCAUGUAUGAGUGGUUUAGUGUUAAAAGAUGUGAAUCAAUAAAAAAGAAAAGUUAGGCAUUA
Lactuca sativa (garden lettuce) is the source of this 1545-nucleotide messenger RNA. RefSeq lists its product as uncharacterized. NCBI's taxonomy places the organism in Eukaryota, Viridiplantae, Streptophyta, Magnoliopsida, Asterales, Asteraceae. The record is from RefSeq and is a predicted model, not a curated record.